AUGAAAGCCAAGAAGACGAACAAACUCACUGGUAUGAAAGCUCCUGAAGUUGAUAACAUGACCAAUAAUAUAAAUGAAGCAAAGAAAGGUAAGAUAAUAGAUGCUGUGGACACCACGAACUUUCCGAUACAGACAGAUACGAAUUUGUCACCUUUCUUCAAAGCAGUAUUGGGGUCACCUGGAGAAUUAAGUCCAAUGCAGCUAGGCGAAAUAGAAGAUAUCCCCAGCAGUGUAAUGUCAUAUAAUGAAACGAAUGAUAUUGACUUUUCUGAAUUUUCGAAUAUAUUACUUUCACCUUCAUCCACAUUCAGUUUGUAUUUAGAUGAGCCAGGGUUGCGUCUUUUGGAAUACUUUGAAAACAAGGUGGCGAAGAUUUUAUGUAUAAGUCCAGAAUCUUCCAACUAUUUUUUGAAAACUUUUGUGUCUGUUGCUAUGACUGAAGAGUCUAUAAUGCAUGCUUUGGCAGCAUGGGGAGGGGUGUUUUCAGAGGGGGCAUCUAGUGAAUUGGUCAACUAUCAUAUGUCGCAAGCGACUAUAUUAAUACAUGAAAGGCAUUUGGCCAAUUCUAAAUUGAAUAAGCAUGGAUAUUACGUAGCCGUUUGCUAUUAUUUAAUAGCAAUAGGUAUCGAGAUAUGUUCUGGUGAUGUAUCUAAGUGGUACAAGCAUUUUAAUGCAUGCACAGAAUUACUCAGGUCAUAUGGAGGGUUGGCAAAAUUCCUAAAAGAUUUUAACUAUUCUAAUAAUGUGAAAUGGUUAAUUGCAAGUUUUCAAUUUCAUGAUAUUAUGUCUUCAGUUACUCUUUCAAGUGGAACUUCUUGCUCUAUGAAGAAUUAUAAUAACUUAUUCAAAAAUUAUAAUUUACUUGACAUAGGUGAUUAUGGUAUUGAUCCUUACCAAGGAUGCAUUCAGCCCAUAUAUUUAAUACUAGGUGAAAUUAUGAAUUCCUACGUUGAACUAAAAGAAGAACGAAAAAAACUCAAGGCCAGUAUUCUACACUUAUCUCUUGAAGACUCUAACUCUUCUGAAAUUGACGGCCUUAUGCAACAACGAAUUGAACAUUAUAAUAUUGUGAGUACUCGAUAUGAUGAGUUGCUAAACAAGGUUCAGCUUGCACGCCCUAAUGAAAAACAAAUAGCACUGAUAAUGAAUAACAAAGAGGAAUUGGACUUACAUUUAACAUUAUUUGAAUUAUACCGACUCACCUGUCAAAUGUAUUUGCUACUCUACAUAAAACAAACUCAACCUUCAUCCAGUGAAGUUCAAAUGUUACUAUUGACUUCAUUUGCUUAUAUUAGUACUUUAGUAGAAUCCCCUAUGACGGCCUCGCUAUCAAUGCUGCUUUUAAUAUGUGGUAUAUCAUGUUGCAACCACUCGGACAGAAAUUAUAUUAGGACGAAAUUUACUAAAAUCUAUGAUAAGUAUAAGGCAGGAAAUGUGAGAAGAGUUUGGGAUAUCGUUGAAGAAAGCUGGCGUAGAAAUCCAGAUGGUAAUAUCUGUAUUGAUUGGGUUGAAAUUUGUGAACAAUACGGCUGGAAAUUACCAGUUUGUUAA
Messenger RNA from Debaryomyces hansenii CBS767, 1551 nucleotides. RefSeq names its product Uga33p (gene UGA33). Gene Ontology annotation, molecular function: transcription cis-regulatory region binding; DNA-binding transcription factor activity. The transcript has a single exon. Gene Ontology annotation, biological process: positive regulation of transcription by RNA polymerase II. Bases 1 to 1551 code for a protein of 516 amino acids. NCBI's taxonomy places the organism in Eukaryota, Fungi, Ascomycota, Pichiomycetes, Serinales, Debaryomycetaceae. Gene Ontology annotation, cellular component: nucleus. The record is from RefSeq and is a predicted model, not a curated record.